Molecule: messenger RNA, 1482 nt
Organism: Aegilops tauschii subsp. strangulata
Lineage: Eukaryota; Viridiplantae; Streptophyta; Magnoliopsida; Poales; Poaceae
Source: RefSeq, a predicted model, not a curated record
AUGGCCGCCAGCGGCGGCGCGUCCUCGCCGUCGGCCUCAUCUUUGCCAUCACCGCCACGGCGUCGCGCCGUCUCUCCGGUAGCGCUCGGGGGCUCAACAUCGACUUGCCCCCGGAGCGGCAGCGCGGGACGGCACGUCCUCGUCGUCGGCUUCGCCGCCUUCGUCAUCAUCACUGUUGCGACGCCGGCCGUCCGUCUGCGCACGCGCCGCGCGUGUGGUGCCUCGCUUCGGUCGGCCGCAUCCGUGUGCGCGCCAUGCCGCGUCGCUCGCAUCUGCUCCCCUCCGCAUUGUGCCUUGCUCCGGCUGAAGCACGCAUUUGCCACUCCAUAUCUCAUAUAUGCAAGCAAGCUAGAUACAAGUCAAACAAUCGUCAACCCAUUAGCCAAACCCCACUCAUACAUUUCCAGACGCAAGACAGAUAAUGGCCAGACACGCGUCAGAUAUUCCUCAUACAUGCUCGUACAUGACACAUACUCUGGCUGCUCCAUCCGAGCUACUUCGCUCUGUGUUGUUGCUUCCUCAUGCGCGCAUCACCACCACCGGCCGCAGCCGCUGCCCUGCGGCUGGCCAAGCCGCCGUGUUGCUCGAGCACGAGCCCUCCCUCGAGACGCCAGCGCCUCGCUCCGCUCCUCUGCCCCGUGCAGCUACCACGCCAGGCCCCUGCGGUCUCCAUCUCCUCCCACGCGCAGCUCAGCUCGUGGCCCGGCCGCCUGCCCGCCAGUCCGCAGCGGUCAACGCACGCGGCCACCCCAGCUCGCCUCUGCUCCGCGCGCGUGCGCGCAGCCGUCCGACCCUGCUCGCCCCGCACCUGGCUCGUCGCUGGCCGGCCGCUCCGGCCUCGCGCCUCCGGCAGCCGCCCGGUCCGGCCGACCUCCCCCACCAGGCUUCCCCAGGCCGCCUCCCGGAAGCCGUCCUUGGCCCCUCGCGUCGACUACGCUCCCGGUGUCCGGGUCACCUUCUCCUCCGCAGCGCCCUGCCGGACGGGCCACCCACGUCGCUUGGGGCCUCUUGCUGCCCCGCUCGCUUCGGCGGCUUUGGCCUCGGCCCCGCGCACCCUCAGUCGGCUGCUGCCGUGCGCCCCCGCCGGCUCCGCCCCGGCUCACCCAGCACCCAGUCUUCGCACCUCUGCCCGGCGCUGCUCCGCCCGCGCCGGCUGGCACCCCGUCGCCUGCUCUACAUGCCGCCCGCGCCGGCUGCCCAGCUCCUGGACUCCGGCUGGACCGCUCCGGCUCCCCGUGGCCGCCUCUGCGCGUCGCCCUUUCCGACCGCCUACCGCCUUCGCGCAGGCCGGCUGCCCGCAACCCGGACGGCCGGCUCCCCCGGAACUCGGCCAGCCGGCCUCACCUACCACCCGGCCGGCCCGACCGCCUGCCGGCUUUGCGCGUCCUGGCCGGGUCCCCCGCCCAACCGCUGUGGUCGGCUGCCCGUGAAAAAGGACGAGGUGUGAUCCGGUUAGAGAAAAAGGAAAGAAGGAAGUCGUGA